UUUGAAAGUAGGGUUACGUGUGGAAUAAAAAGGAAGAGAAAAAGGGAAUUCAUAUCCAGAUCUUUUGCUUACACUAAAGUUUUGAGAUUUUCUCAAAACAUUGUGAAAAAGAGAAACAGAGAGAGACCAUGAAGUUCUUGUUUCAGUGCCCAUGUUGCUCAUGUUUCUGCUUCAUGAAGCCUAAGCAAGGCAAACCAAAGGCAAAGGAGGUCAAGGAGGAGAAGAAGGAGGCUAAGAAAGAAGAGAAGAAGGAAGAAAAGAAGGAAGAAAAAAAGGAAGAGAAGAAAGAGUAAAAUGCAUUUAUUUAUAUAUAUAUAUAUAUAAAACUACAUAGUAAAAGUUAAUCACUUUGGUUUCUUUCUUGCUGUUCUUUCAUGACCUUUCUUUAGUAUGGACUAGCAAAUUGUAAUGUAGUAUCUUGGUCCAACUUCCAAUCCAUGAAUUCUCAUAAAUUGAACAUCUAAUUAUGAAAUUUAUCUACUUUUGAAUGGUACUGUUAAAUGAAAAUGAGUCAAUGGUUCAUGUAAUGAAGCUAUAUAUAUAUAUAAUGUCACCUUUAUGUA
Humulus lupulus (European hop) is the source of this 563-nucleotide messenger RNA. Its product is annotated as UPF0329 protein ECU05_1680/ECU11_0050. The transcript has a single exon. NCBI's taxonomy places the organism in Eukaryota, Viridiplantae, Streptophyta, Magnoliopsida, Rosales, Cannabaceae. Bases 129 to 293 code for a protein of 54 amino acids. The record is from RefSeq and is a predicted model, not a curated record.